Sinocyclocheilus grahami is the source of this 2941-nucleotide messenger RNA. Its product is annotated as zinc finger protein 750-like. Gene Ontology annotation, biological process: positive regulation of transcription by RNA polymerase II; epidermis development. The record is from RefSeq and is a predicted model, not a curated record. Gene Ontology annotation, molecular function: RNA polymerase II cis-regulatory region sequence-specific DNA binding; promoter-specific chromatin binding; DNA-binding transcription activator activity, RNA polymerase II-specific. The coding region runs from base 497 to 2341 and encodes 614 amino acids. NCBI's taxonomy places the organism in Eukaryota, Metazoa, Chordata, Actinopteri, Cypriniformes, Cyprinidae. Gene Ontology annotation, cellular component: nucleus. The transcript is spliced from 3 exons.
AGAUCUCCACACCCCUCUGACAACAUCCUCAAACCUGCUUCACACCUAACUCUACCACUCCUGGGCUAAUUCAACCAUUCAGGCAAACAAAAGCCACAAACAGUCUUGUCUGGCUUCUCAUCCAUGUGGAUUCUUGCUAGCUGGUGAGAUAGGAGGCAAACUAGCAACGUAUCGUGGCUUGGGGCUUGCCAAAUAUCAGGCACAUUGAUGCUGCCUCAGGGCUCUACUGCUUGGGCAUAGACUCCACCCCACAGAGUCAACACCUCAGAGAGGACGUGAGAGACUCAUCAGAAACUAGACGGAACACCUAAACGAACAGACACCCGCUCUCAAGGACAACCACAUCGUCCAAACUUUUCCACUGUGGGACCAUCAUACGUUUCAGGAGGUCCACUGUGGACAUACAUCCAUUGACGAUACAUCCAACAUCCCAAACAACGAGUCUAAAUACAGGCUGACAAACCACGCAGUAUUGGAUUUGAACAACUGCACCAGUAUGGACACUCUCCAGGGAAGAAAACCGAAGAAACCUCAUUACAUUCCCCGCCCUGCUGGCAAACCAUUCAAAUAUCAGUGUUUCCAAUGUCCCUUCACCUGCAACAUCAAGUCUCAUCUCUUCAACCACAUGAAGUAUAACCUGUGCAAGAACUCCAUCUCUCUGGUGUCUCAGCGCAUGGAACAGACAGGGAAAAUGCAGAGAACUUCCCAGCAUAAUUUUCCCUUCAACCACAAGAGUAAAGAGCCACCCCUGGAAGCUGAAGCCAACAAACCUACAGAGAGGGUCAACGACAAGGUUGAACAAGAGGAGAUGGGUAAAGGAACAAGAGAAACGCCUGAAAGUCCCAUCAAGGAGGUCACUAAAGAUGCCCCUGAGCCAAUCUGUGAGACCAGGGACAAAAAUGGAGACAUAGACAUUGAACAGAACAAAAUAUAUUCAGCUUUCUCACCGGUUGCACAAACAUGUGAACGCGAAGCUCUAUCUCGGUCUCCACACAAAGAUGAUCAAUCAUCUUCAGCCAUUCCUCAGUUUUACCACCAAAUGGCACCCUGGGUCCCACCUGCUUCCACAGCACCACUUCUUCCUCUAAUAACGGACUAUCCGUCAUACAUGGUAUCUGAGAGGCCCUUGCAUUCUCUCUACACACCCUACUCACACAACCAAGCAAACACCCCAGCCUACCAACUUACAUCUCGAGAGACCCAAAGACCUCUUGUUCCAUCACCUUUGGUCCCACCUAGUACUUCCCUUUUCCAUCCUUAUCACUACAGAUACGGCCAUUCUAUUAUCCCUGGCCCACCUCUACCCUACAGCAUCUACCAACACCCUGAAUUUCCCAUGUCCUUACAGAGAACCAGGUAUCUUCCUCUGGAUGUGUACAGCAACAGAUUUUAUCUUCGAGAGUAUGGAGGGCAUCUAGUACCCCUACCUCAUCCUGAUUCUUACAGCAGACUUCCUGAGGACAGGGCUUUCCAGGAGCACAAUACAGUAGACAAAGGUACUCGCCAGAGUCCUAUAGCAGGGUGUGCCGCCUCCGGGUCUCCAGACAGGCCUAGUACCGCAGAUGUCACCCAGCGGAUCCCUGUUACACUCAGGCACGCUUCUCAUGGGGAGUCAUUCCCAGUUAGUCAAUCACAGCAUGUUGAACCAGCGGCAACUACAGCAACUGAAAACUUACCCAAGAAAUCAUGUGGACAAACUCAAGAGAGCAUGUUACAAAAUAAAGAGAGGAAUGAACCACAAACCACAGCUUCUGCAAGAAGCUGUGAGAUUUCAUCAGAAAAGGAAGACGAAGAAACCGAGGAAGAACCAGCUCCUCUUAACCUUUCAAAGAGGGACCGGGCUGUAUCCAGCAACAUGACACACCACUACUCUGACUGCGAGCUCCAUUAUGAUUCAGAAAGUAGUCAAGAAGAAGCACCGCUCAACCUCUGCCUCAGGGUUCAGUCCAACAACCUAGCCUUGCCCAACACCACAGGCUCUGAUACUCCAGAAAGACAAACCAUUAUAAAUGCUGAGGUAUGCACAAUUGUUCCACCCAGAGAACAAGAAAUAGACCCAUGUGACCAGAGACACUCUGCUGCCUUCGCUCUGUGUCAGCUAGCUAGCUCAAAGGACAUUAUCAUUGACUCCUCUAUUGACCAACAAGAAAUGACUGAGGGCCAGAACAGUCAAAGUCCUCCUCCCCCAGACAAGAGCCCAGCCAAAGACACUCCAGACACACCAAAACAGAGCACACGGGGACAAAAACGGGUAAACAAUAGACCUCUGAGGCACACUAACAAAAGAGCAAAGGUCAAAGAACCUGCUCGAACUCAAAGAAAGAGGUCACAAAACUGCUGAUUCAGAGAUCCCAAAGUGUGGACUGCUGCAACUCAGACAGAAACGAGCUCCAGUGAAAAGAUCAAUACUCAAGAGACUUUACAGGAAGACGGCCAACAUCUACAUUAAAGUCUUCAAAUAUUAUUCUAUUUAUGUCUGUAAAAUUGCUUGUCAUUAUUGUUCAAAGGUCAUGGGAUCAAUUCCAAGGGUAUGCAUGAACUGGCAACUUUAAUGUAAGCUGCUUUGGACAAAAGCAUUUGCUUAAUGCAUAAAUGUAAAUACAGAUAAUUCCAAAAUAUUCUUAGUGUAUAACAUUAAGCACUGAUUGGAAGAAAAAUGGCAGCCCAGAUUGUACACUGAGAAUCUUGUGUGCUUUGAGAAAACAUGUAACAGAUCAUUAAAGGGAGAUGGGUGGUGGCAUUUAAAAAAAAUAAAUAAAUAAAGGAUCUUGUUAAACUUGAAGUAUUUGAAUUAAGUGUUUGCAUAAAGUGAACUAUGUUUGCUUAUAAAUGUUUUUGAAACAUGAGUAUGGUGUAGGGGAGGUACGAUGAUUAUAGCUAUAAUAUUAAAAUUUAUGUCAGAGAAAAAGAAAAUCCAGUAGCUUUCAAACUGAAUACAAAA